Fusarium verticillioides 7600 is the source of this 1747-nucleotide messenger RNA. RefSeq lists its product as hypothetical. The record is from RefSeq and is a predicted model, not a curated record. The transcript is spliced from 2 exons. Bases 9 to 1223 code for a protein of 404 amino acids. NCBI's taxonomy places the organism in Eukaryota, Fungi, Ascomycota, Sordariomycetes, Hypocreales, Nectriaceae.
AAGUCAUAAUGUCCCGGAAUCACGGCGGACAGCCAUCGCUAUCACACGGGGAAUCAAGUCGCCCGUCCGAAAUUAGCUUGCAGUCGCCUCGAGAGCUAGAGUUUAUUUUGGAAGACCCGCCCUCGAGACAAGAGACGAUAGCUAGGGCAGGGCCAUCUGCAGAACUGCCCCGUCAAUUUGUUUCUCUUGUCAAGGACCUGUCAUACGAGGAUGGCCAGCUGAAGAGGCGAAGAGGCGAAGACCUCGACGGACCAAGGAAGGUCUGGAAGAAACUGGCAAAGCUUCAGAAGAUUGACCUGACUCAUAACCCGUAUCAACGCCUUACUCUAGAACCCUGGCAAGAGUUGAUCAUCAUUGCUGCUACUCGAGUGGAUCGGCAUCUUGGCAAUAAUGAAACCGCAGAGGCAACCAUUCUCCAGCUAAAUGGUAAAGCAUUGGCCCGUGACACCGUUAUUAGGGAUGAACGAGUUGUCCAAGAUGUAGUUCAGUUGGCAGAUCAUCUGUUCCUGAAGUGGGGACAUGAUUUUGCCCUGGAGAUCCCUCUUCUCAUGAAUGUGCCUAUAUCAAUUCUUCGUCAACAGGGCGCUCAAAAGUUCACUCAAUUAAAGCUCUUGCUUCAGGAACAGAAACCUUCUCCUAAGAUCAAGAGUUUCCUUAAGCUCUAUCUACCAUUUCUUGUUCGCUUAUUGCGACCACAAUACGAACUUUCAGAUAUUCAGAAGGCUUUGAAAACAUCCCUGUUUAGCCAGACUGACUGGGAUACCUUCCGAAAGGCAUUAGACGGUCCCGCGCCGGAGUACGACCCAAUCAGAGAUGCUUGGACGGUGGGGGAGCCAUCAGUUGAAUGGUCUAAAUUCAUCGAUUAUGGCAAGAACUACCCAACGAAAGCCUGUGUCCCAAUUAUUGGCUUUAAAGCGUUUGAAACUUCCCCUGAUUUACGGCGGAAGGUGGCAUAUGCACGUGAGAAUCAGACGGGACAGAUACCCACCAAUCCAGACAUUUUUGCGUAUGAUUGGGCUGAGGAUAUCCAUGGCCCUGUGAAGGAGCAGGUUUUACGAGAUUUGGUAAGUUACCGACCUAUAUGUUCUCAAUCUUACUUACACAGUAGGCACAAAUCGGCUUCAUUCAAGCCGGCGAUAUAUACAUCAAGAAGGUCUCUGUACUUCAUGGGUGUGCCAGUACCACCGUAUCAAAAGGACAUCUACAGAUCGUCGUGCCCCUAGAGAAUUCACCUUGGGGAGUUACUCUUUCUAGUCAAGGCUCUAGCACGUCAAUUCAAUGGAACACAGAGACUGCGUAUAUUCUAGCUCAAGAAACAACACUCUCGGCUUUAGGAUGGAUCAAGUAUAUCUCUGUGCUUGCCACUACUUGACAGUCAAAUUGCUUUCUCUCACUCCUCCUUAAUCGUCACCACCUCCUCUCGAGUUCCCUUUAUCUCCUCAACAGGAAUCGCAAUUUGCUCGGUCCCUGAUCCCUGAGCCUCAGUUGUGGCAGCUAUGCGCAGCUGUUAGGUAAGAAAAUUAUGGGAAUUAUGGAAAUUAAUACAUUCUUUACUUGACAUAUCUCUGGCCUCUUGCGGCGUGGUGUUUCCACUGGCAUCUUGUUCACUAGGGGUAGAAGAGUAGUCUGGCAUGUUGCAAUCUUUCACCGUUGAAAAGAAUAAAAUAGAAGUGUGAGUGCCAGUCUCGUGAAAUCGGUAUUUGCAGGCUCAGAGACUAUGGUAACUUAUACCUCAACGUUCUUCCCG